AUGACAGAGAGGAAAGAAGACGCUCGCAGCCGUGAGCGUCAGUGCCAGAAAAAGCUGCAAGAAGCGAUAUCAGACUCUUCGGCGGAGGCCCUAUGGCACAUGUAUUCCAGCGCGCAAGCCUCGCUUCCCUACCGCGACCGCAUGGUCAACCUGACAUGGCGCAUGCUUGGGGCACGCAUGAGGAAGAACGUCCCAGUCGCCAGACAAGACCAGGAUCAGCUGUACCCGGAGCAGGUCAAGUAUUUAAGCCAGAGCGAUAAAUCGAGCCCUAUGGUGCCCGAAGAAAUUGAUUACAUGGCAGAGUUGCGGGAAAUAAGAGGCCAGAGUCUCUCCACAGCUGCUUCGUCGACACUCAACAUGCAGGCCACUGAUGGACUAGCUGAGGGCAGAGCGUCAUCUUCUUCGGCAAGUGCGCCAGUCAAAACAGAACCCCUUGAAUCCAAACUCAGCAUAAGCGACCAGAUCGUUAGCGGGAUGGGGCGAGGUCCGACCUCGGGCCCGACGCCGUCUAACUCCAUGAAGCCAUUCUCUCAGCGGGAUAUGGAACCAUCGGCUCUUGGCUUCGACGACAAUGUUCAUUUCGGUUCAUUCUCGAACAUCAGCCAGCAUGUUGGCUUUAUGGCCGAUGUCGACGUUGACAGCUUUAACAUACUAGAUGGCCGCGAAUCGGCGUCGGGUCGCGAAUUGAGUCACGAGGAGGAUGAGGACAUGGGAAUGCGCGCAGCGACGUACUCUUCGCCGGCACUAAUAAGCGACAGUGGGGUAUCAUCCGCCGACAAUCCAUCUUAUGGUCAGCAGUCUAUGUCAAAUUCCACGCUUCUCAACAAUAUGGACCAGGCCAGUGCUCUUUCGACGGUGCCGAACUCGGUUACCAUUGGCGGCCUGAACUCCAGUAUCCUGGGAGGUCAGACAUUCUUUGACGACCACGACUUCUUGCAUCCAGUGAAUGAAGGGAACCAAGAUAACGAAAAUAUAUUCCCACCACUGCACGCCACAAAUUCACAGAUUUCACUUCCUGAUCUUUAUGAUAGAACAUCCAACAUUACCCCAAUAUCUAUUAGACGGCCUAGCAGUGCCUGGCAAGCCCUGCCCAAUGGUCUAGGUGCAUCCGCCCCUGGCACAUCUGCCAUAGCGCCUAGCUCUCUUCCAAACCCACAGGUUUCUCGCCGCCCAGUUAGCGUCAAUUCGGUUCGCAAGAAGCAAAUCAAAAGCUCUAAUUCGAGAAGAGGAAGUUUGAGCUUCACGUCUAUAAAUGGCGGCUCAAUUCCAACGGGUUUUGUCGGCCAGCAAGAAAAGGGAUCAAACGAUGCGGCCCGGAAGCCAACAACCAAUGAAGGAACCUCUGGGGCAAGCGCGUCAGGUGGGAAAACAGAUACCAAGUGCACAAAUUGCCACACAAAAACAACCCCAUUGUGGAGGAGAGACCCCCAAGGAAAUCCUCUCUGCAACGCAUGUGGUCUUUUCCUGAAGCUGCACGGCGUUGUGCGGCCUUUGUCGCUGAAAACUGACGUGAUUAAGAAGCGCCAGCGUUCAUCAAACAAGGCUACUGCUGCAAAUUCCUCCGCUGUUGUGGGGCAAGAUAAUUCACCUUCGAAAGAUGCAGUGCAGAAUUCGAAGAGUAAGCGUCCGCUAAGCAGAAAAAAGACGUCUUCAGUUAAUAUUCUGGGCGAGGCAAGGCCAAGUCUACCAAGAUCUCAGUCAUCCUUUUCGAGAAGGAAAUCAAAGGCUAGUUUCAAUACCCGGGACGCAGAGAAUGCCAGUAGUGAGAGCGGGUCAGGUACCCCUACUCCAGUACAAGCGUCGGGAGCAGACACCCAAACAAUGAGCAACACUGCCUCUGAGAUGGACAUCGACCAGCAUUCUACAGCAAACGUAGAUGAAGGCACAAAGCACAAUGAAUCCAGUUUUGACCUCAUUCUUGAACAAUGGUCUCAGCCCACGAACUCAGAAAAUAACUCCGGACGCACUCAUCCUCAGCAAGGAUCACAACCUCAGUCAAAGCAGCCUGAGGGCCAGUCAGCCUUCUACUUUUCAUCGUCACAUGGGAGAGAAGGGAGGAGAAAACCAGAGCCUGCAAGCGGGCUUAGUGGACCUCAAAACCCAGCCGAUAAAAAGAACGCAGGAGAGAAUGCUAACUGGGACUGGCUCACUUUGAGCUUGUAA
Messenger RNA from Lachancea thermotolerans CBS 6340, 2163 nucleotides. It is a transcript of the gene GAT1, whose product is annotated as Gat1p. Gene Ontology annotation, biological process: negative regulation of transcription by RNA polymerase II; positive regulation of transcription by RNA polymerase II. The transcript has a single exon. The record is from RefSeq and is a predicted model, not a curated record. The coding region runs from base 1 to 2163 and encodes 720 amino acids. Gene Ontology annotation, molecular function: DNA-binding transcription factor activity, RNA polymerase II-specific; zinc ion binding; RNA polymerase II cis-regulatory region sequence-specific DNA binding. Lineage: Eukaryota; Fungi; Ascomycota; Saccharomycetes; Saccharomycetales; Saccharomycetaceae.